AUGGAUAAACCAUUUGGCAGACUCAUCCGCUCGGAACUUUUUACCUUCCUCAUUGGACCUGAAAAGGUUCCUUUCGUUGUGAAUUCCGAAGCGAUUGCAAAGCAAUCAUCCGCGCUCCAUGGGCUGGUAAACGGCAAUAUGCUAGAGGCACAUUCUAGAACGGUAGUAUGGCCUGAUGUGGAUGAGGAUACCUUUGUUCGGUUCUGCGAAUUUUGUUAUUUGGACAAUUAUUCCCCACCUAGCUGUGGCUGGGACAGUAAUCCCGUGAAGGAAGCUGUUCCGGUGGAAGAUGACAGUCAGUCUGAGAAGUUGGCACAUGCUUUGGAAUCACCUUUGAUGUCGCCAGUAUCCAUUCCUUCUUCCCCCAAAAAAACAAGCAAAAAAAAAGGAAAGGAAAAGCAUUCUUUGACUUCGCGCCCAAAGCAAAGCCUAGGGCCUAGUUCGGAUAUAACAAAUGAUCAAAGAUACAUGCUCCCGGAGAAAUGCGCCGAGUUCACUGAGCAGUUCAAACCCUUCUCCAAUGUCACGGAUGACCAGGACUUUACUCCUGUUUUUCUUGGCCAUGCUAGGCUGUAUGUGAUAGCAGACAAAUAUUGCAUCAAGGCGCUAAAAGAGCUGGUGCUGUUCAAGCUCCAUACGACACUAAAAGAUUUCACUCUCUUUCCCAGAAGAAUCGGAGACCUUGUCAAGCUCAUCCAAUUUGUCUACAAUGAGGACAACACGUGA
Messenger RNA from Trichophyton benhamiae CBS 112371, 726 nucleotides. RefSeq lists its product as uncharacterized. NCBI's taxonomy places the organism in Eukaryota, Fungi, Ascomycota, Eurotiomycetes, Onygenales, Arthrodermataceae. The record is from RefSeq and is a predicted model, not a curated record. Bases 1 to 726 code for a protein of 241 amino acids. The transcript is spliced from 2 exons.